AUGGCCAACGUCUCCACUCCUGCUGAUUCUCCGUCCAAUGCCGUGGCACACGACGACGCGGCUGCUUCUCCUACCCCCCCAGUCUCCCCACCCGUAUCUCCUUUGGAACCAGCCGAGACUGCCCAUGGAGAAAGGCUGCUCCGGGGUCUACUUGUUCACAGCAUCGUGGAUACUAUCUUGCGUUUGCAGGAUCGACUCAAACGCUUGGACACUCCUUCCUCGGAUACCUCUAUCUUCACUAGCGCAGACUGCAGGCACAGAGCGGACGAGAUGACGCGCCUCGCAGAGGACGACCAUUUAGAACCUGAACUUUCGUCGAACCUAGACAUCAUUUACAGCAUUUCACAUCUCUUACAGCUUGCGAAAGAUCUCAAUGGAAUUGUGGAAAGCAUUCAGCAGCAGCAGCACGCGACAAGCAGCUCUUCAUUGAGGCAGAAAGUGAUGACAAGCGCAAACUCUCGAAUGCACCUCAAGAUGGCCAAAGAGGCCAGAGAGGGUAUGCGACACGCAUUCGAUGAGUAUGAUCGCUGGGAGAUGAUGCGCCGCCACUAUGUAUCAAUGAAGCUCCAAAUGUCACAAAUCCAACACUUCAAUCAGAAUAGGGUACUAGCCGAGCAACGGGAUGAGAGGGAUAGUCAUGUGGCAACACAGGUCGCAGAGCUGUACCGAGUCAUUGUGACAGACCAGGGACUUCAAUACUCCUCCGACGAGAUCCGUCUCCCCAAACCAUGGUCCCUGAACGAUAGCACUUUUGCACCGCCGGAAGAAGAGAGGCAGAAGAUGUCGCCAGAUGAGCUGCUUCUUCAGGCAGACAAGCUGGAUGAUGAGGCGAAGACGACGUCGACCAAAGAAAGGGUCUUGAAAGAAAAAAUGAGAGAAGGCGAUCGUUCUUGA
This is a messenger RNA of Cryptococcus amylolentus CBS 6039, 894 nucleotides long. RefSeq lists its product as hypothetical. Bases 1 to 894 code for a protein of 297 amino acids. The record is from RefSeq and is a predicted model, not a curated record. Lineage: Eukaryota; Fungi; Basidiomycota; Tremellomycetes; Tremellales; Cryptococcaceae. The transcript is spliced from 4 exons.